AUGCGCUUCAGUCUCGCAACUAUCGCUACAGCAGCGCUCGUCUUCUCGGCUUCCGCUGCUCCUCACGGAGGUAUCGGCAAGCGUGGAGAUAACACCGACAUCGAAGAACGAGGCGGCAAGGGUGCCGUCCGCGGUCGUUAUGCUGAUGGCACUUUCCUAUCUGGCGCUUUGGGCUCUCGAGGCGCUACCGAUCCUGUCAAGGGCUUGCUCCCAUUGUCGUCUCCCGCUGCCUUUUUGAAGGUCAGGAAAGAUGACUCCGACUCUUCGAGCGACUCUAGCGAUUCCUCCGACUCAGACGAUGAGGAGAGCAACUCUGAUAAGGAAGCUGAGGAAGAAGGUGACAGCUCCUCAGACGAUUCCAGCUCUGGCGACAAAGAGACCUCUUCGGGAUCUGGAGACGAGGAGAGCUCAUCUGGUUCUGGCGACGAAGAAUCCUCUUCUGAUUCUGGCAGCUCAGAUGAUCAGGACUCGUCUUCAGACUCGGAUUCAAGCUCUGGCUCAAGCCCAAGUGGAAGCUCCAACUCAACCGGCUCCAGCACGCCCAGCAGUGGCUCCGUAGCAUCCGGCACCUUCCCAACCGCAGCUGGCGAAUCUACCCUCUCCGCGCCCAUGGAAGUGACCGACUUCGACGGCGGCAUGGUGAAGUUUGGCCGCGGCGUUUCUUGCACCUCUGGUGAAGGUGGCGGCAAGGACGCUGUCUUCAAUGUCGCAGAUGGUGGCUCCCUCUCCAAUGUCAUCAUUGGGGCCGACCAGAUCGAGGGCGUUCACUGUGCCGGAGCGUGCACAAUCACCAAUGUCUGGUGGGAGGCUGUCUGCGAAGAUGCACUCACCUUCAAGGGCAACGGCGAUGGCACAGUAUCUGGUGGUGGUGCGAAGGGCGCCAAAGACAAGGUCGUCCAGCACAACGGCAUUGGCUCCAUCUCCAUCUCUGGCUUCUACGUAGAGGACUUCGGCAAGCUUUACCGCUCAUGCGGUAACUGCAAGGAGCAAGGUGAGCGCCACGUCAAGAUCGACGGCGUCAAAGCAUCUGGCGGCUCUGCAACGUUGGUCGGUAUCAACUCGAACUUUGGCGACACAGCCACCAUCACAAACUCGUGCGUCACUGGUACCAAGGUCAUCUGCCAGGAGUUCGAAGGUACAUCGCCUGGCAACGAGCCGCAGAAGAUCAGCGACGGACCGAGCGCGUCUUGCAUCUACACGGAGGCCGAUGUCAACGCCUGCUAA
Messenger RNA from Ascochyta rabiei, 1224 nucleotides. RefSeq lists its product as uncharacterized. Gene Ontology annotation, cellular component: extracellular region. Gene Ontology annotation, molecular function: pectate lyase activity. Bases 1 to 1224 code for a protein of 407 amino acids. Lineage: Eukaryota; Fungi; Ascomycota; Dothideomycetes; Pleosporales; Didymellaceae. Gene Ontology annotation, biological process: pectin catabolic process. The transcript has 2 exons. The record is from RefSeq and is a predicted model, not a curated record.